Molecule: messenger RNA, 918 nt
Organism: Penicillium daleae
Lineage: Eukaryota; Fungi; Ascomycota; Eurotiomycetes; Eurotiales; Aspergillaceae
Product: dienelactone hydrolase family protein
Exons: 5
Coding region: 1-918 (305 amino acids)
Molecular function (GO): hydrolase activity
Source: RefSeq, a predicted model, not a curated record
AUGCUCAUUGAAGAGUCCCAUGUCGAUGUUCCCACUACGGCCGAUGGCCAGGGGACGAUGCGAAUCUACAUCUACCACCCGACAAUCCCGGGAUACCCCAAUGCCCGGUUCCCGGGCGUAGUCGUCUUCAGCGAGAUCUACCAAGGUGGGAUGAGCCCCCCCCCCCCCGGUCCGGAGACAGCAUCGGAUCUGGUCACGCUAUCCAAAGAAAAAAAUACAACUGACAUCUCUGCGUGGCUGUUCACAGUGACUGGCCCCGUAGCCCGCUUCGCGCGUCAGAUUGCGGGCCAGGGAUAUAUUUGCGCGGCCCCGUCCAGCUACCAUGAAUUCACGGGUCCGGAGCCUCUGAAGUAUGACGCGGAGGAUACGGAUAAGGGCAAUGCGUGGAAAAUUGGCAAGAAACUAGCCGCCUACGACGAAGACGCCAGUCUCUCGAUAGACUAUCUGCUCUCGCUGCCGACGUGCAAUGGCCGUGUUGGCGCGACGGGUAUGUGUCUGGGUGGUCACCUUGCGUACCGGUGUGCGUUGGAUAGUCGGAUUAAGGCGGCGGUGUGUUACUUUGCUACUGAUAUUCAUAGCAAGACGUUGGCAGAGGGGAAGAAUGAUGAUAGUUUGGCGAGGGCGGGGGAUAUUAAGGGGGAGUUGUUGAUGAUCUUCGGUAAAAACGACAACCACGUCCCGCCAGAGGGUCGCGACUUGAUCCGCAAGACCCUGCAUGACAAGGGCGUUCUCUUCAGUUUCUACGAAGUCGCCUGGGCGCAACAUGCCUUUAUCCGAGAUGAGCUCAGCAAGGGCCGGUACGACCCUGCCAUCACCAAGGCGUGCUUCGAGAUGCUCCUGGAACUAUUCGGACGCACCUUGAAGCUGGAUCUGGGCGAGCAUGACGGGAAGAAGUUGGUGGUUGAGGAUGUUUGCUAA